AAGACUAAGCUCAUUAGCAUGCCGCACGAUUGACUCGAAGAAUCAAAACUUGAGACCUCGCUGUGAGUAAUAUUCGCUGGAACUCCCUCCCAAGUGGUGACCAGCAGUGAUUCAGACACAUGCUCAUAAUGGAGAAUUUCCUAUAAAUACUAGUAAGGUACACGCGGCUGACUCAUUCAUGCAAAACCACUCAAAGCGCGCGCGUUCCCUGAAAUAAGCGAGGCCGGCAUUUUUCUUAAAAAUCUUUUUUUAUACCUUUUUUUUGUUUCUGGAAAAAUCAUAAAACCUACAAAGGCCCAGUGAUAAGAUAAUCAAGCAGUUGGGAGUGAGAAAAAUUGUGCGUCAAGGUAUAAAAAAGUGGCAGUUGAUCGAUACACCUGCUAGUGAGUUGUUGGACUUUUAGUUUUGUGCAAAAAUUUCCUGUGUGCGCGCGUGAAAAUGACCCCACCGGAAAUUAUGUGUCCAACCCCACCUCCACCACCACCCCCACUAUUAGCCACCCAACCCUCUGCCAAUGGACACGGGGAUAUCACCCUCGGAAGGGCGGAACUCAUGCAGGCCAUCCGCAAUGGAACAAACCUAAAGACAACACCCAAGGAAAAAUCAUUAUAUACCCAGACUUCCAAAGAAGCAUUACAGAUAAAUGGACACUCUAAUGGACAUUCACAUGAAGAGCCACAAAAAGUGAUAAACGGUAUGGAUAAGAUUCAAAAGGAGCUUAGUGAGCAUUUUAGGGCAAAAGAAAACGGAACGUUACCAAGAAAACCACCAGCAAUGCAACCAAUUGUGAAACGUCUACUCACCGAAAAGCCCACAGAGUCAGCACGGAAGGACGAUAGUGAGCGAUUGAUGUUGAGCCAUGGGAAGAGGAAUUUCGUUGUGAAGAAACAAAUUCCUGCUACUCCUACCACCAAUGGUUGUUCAAGCACCAACACCGCCGCACCUUCCACGGAGAGGCCAGGGAAAAAGAAAGAUUUUCCAGUUGCAAAUGAAAGUAUAACAAAAGUUCAAGAGGAUUGCAAACCUGCAGUGGCAGAGAACUCGGCUAAAGCAGUUGACGUUCCCAUUUUGGCCAGUACGCAGUGUCCAGAUGUCGCCAAGAAGCCAGCAGAAGCACCUGAAAUGAAUAAUAAUACGUCAAUUAAGGCAGAUAAGAAAAUCCCAACACCACUCAAACCUCUUCAGAUGCCAACGUCACAGCAACAAGUUACAAAAUCACCGGAUAUUACGAAGAUCAUCAAGACACCCACAACACCCAAAACACCCAUGUCACCGCAGUCAAAACUAAAGAUCACCCAUGGGAAACGAAAUUUUACCCUUCCGGGGAGGAUAAAGGGCACCAAGGAACAUUCGCAGAAGCCAACAGCUGAAUUCUUAGCGGUGAAACUGCGUGAGAUCCCCAAUAGUCCCCUCCAGGAAGCCACACAACAAGUAACAGUGGACAGUCCAUGUACGGACACAGUCAAUCUUCCACCCUUUAGAUCAGCCACCCUUGGGAGAAAACGUGAGGAUCCCCCACCAAAUCCCAUGGUUCCCGCUGCUCCAACGUACGAUGCACCCAAAUACGACCAGAAGCUCGUUGUUUCCUUCGCCAUGGAUCUCGCAGCAACACCCAAUCGCUACCCGGAUCGCGUUAAAGUAUCCCCCCCGCGAGCCUCACCGGAAAUACCCCAGGAAUUGGCUCAGCUGCGUCAGAAAAAAUUCACCAUCGACCCAAAUCGCUUCAGUGUUUAUCAAGAUUAAGAAAUAUGUAAAUAAAAUAAAAUGCCAUAAGUGGUUUAUUGUAGCUUUGUUUUAUCAUUUUUUUUUAGUUUUUUGUAAAUAAAUAUGAAUUUAAAAUACAAAAUACUAAAUUUGAUUAAAUUGAUUCUCAAUAGAUGGAGUUAAAGUGCAAAAAAAACUCCAACAGGUGGCAUUGAUUUUUUUCUUAUUAUCAAAGCCAUUAAAAAAAGAUAUUGAAGGAAAUUCAUGAAUAAAAAACAUAUUUUGUAAAAAAAAAAAAACAAUAAAAUUGGUCUCUUGGGAAAGCUGUUAGAAUUUACACAUUUUUAAUGUUGUCAUUUUUCUUGGGGUUUUUUUUUUAAAUUUGAUUUUCCAAUGUUGAUUACAUUUAUAGACUAAUUAUUGAAGUGUAAAAAAAUCACUUUUCGCCAUUUUAAGUGCGACGCCAUCUUGUGAUUUUUCGACUUUUCCACAGAACUGUCCAAAAGCACAAAACAAAGAGACUUUGGGAGUACAUAACUCCUUCCGGAAGCGUCGGCAGGGAACCCGCUUCUUAAUGCAGCAGAAUUAAAAUAACCAUUUCUGGAGCUUUCGACGCAGUUUGCGCGUCUUCCUCACAGCGGUCAUUAAAGUCUAAUUUUGGCGGAUUGCAUUAACGCGUAUAUCUCGCUUAGCGAAAUAUUGGAGGGCUUUUCGGAUUUUUCCUCUACUUUUUCACAAUUUUCCUCAAAUUUCAGCAUUUACAACUCUUUACUGGACGUACUGGAUUCUUUUUCUCUUCAUAAAGAGAAAAAUGUGACUUUUGUUCAGAUAUUUUUGGCAUUUUUCUACUUUUUUCAGCCCCAGAAAGGAAAUUCAAAAUUCUGUUACAUCAGACAUUGGUAUUUCCUCUUUCAUUUGCUUUUUACCCCAUCUAAAUCCAUCCGGUAGAUCCUGAGAAAAACCUACCUUUGUGUUUUGAGGAAAAUCACAAGAUGGCGUCGCACCCAAGAUGGCCGAAAGUAAUUUUCUUACUCUUUAAUAAUAAGUCUUUAAAUGUAACCAACACUUGAAAAACAAGUUUAAGAAAAACCCCAAGAAAAAUAAAAACAUUUAAUUUCACCAGCUCUCACAAGAGACCCCCCUUAAAUUAGGUAAUGUAAACCAUAUGGGAUUGCAUAAUCUCCUUUAAUUUAGAUAAGCAAAGCUACUAAUAAACCACCAAACACUUACUGCUUUUUUGUGAUAAGAAUUUGAAUUUUUAUUCCAUAAAGAUUUUCUCUGUCAGCAAAAUUCAUUUUUCAUUAAACUGUUUCUUAUUUUUUUCUUUUCUUUUAGUAAAAUCCAUUAAAGAGUAAUAUUUGUUUGUUUCAUCUUCUCUACAAUUACAUCUCAUGUCACUAAAAAAUAAUACAGUUAAAGUUGAAUGCAAAAAUUCGUCAAUCUGAAAUUCUACGAUGAAGAAAACUAAUUCCAUUUAAUUUUUGCAAUAAGGAGCUUUUAGACAAAAUUCUCUCGUUUUUUUUGCUUUUAAGUUUGUUAAUUCUACAAGGUACACCAUAUAUUUUAAAUAUUAUUCAAAUUGUGUGAAUGACAUUUUUUUUUUAUAAAUCUCUACAAGUUUAAAUUCUCUGAAAAUGUUAAUAGAUUUAAUUUUUUUGUUUGUUUUUUUUUAUAAAUCUUCCAAAAAAAAGUUUUUCAACCAAUUUUCUUUAUGUCCAUGGAAUUAAUUUUCUUUUCUCUUAUCAAGUUAUUUCUUAUCAGCUUUUCAAGACAUUUUUUCAUCUGCAAUUCUUAAUGCUUCCUGUCCUUACAUUUUUUUAUCUACUCGUAAAUAUUGAUUUUUAAUCGCCAUUCUACAUUCUACUUUCUAAGGAAUCACAUGCAACAUUCUUUUAUCUUCACAAUUUUCUUCUCCCAUUCUAUGAUUUUUUUUAAUCCUUUUUUUUUUUAGACAACUUUGAGGAUCAAAUUUUUCAACUUUCGCUUGACCUCUCGCCCCAUCUUGGCUGCACUGAAAUAUUACUUUUAAGCAUCUCUUUAGGGACAUUUUGAAUUACAAUAAAUUGCAUAGAAUUUUCACCAGAACAUUCCAAUUUAGAUGGAUUUUUUUUUUAAAAAUGUUUCGAAACAUUCAUUUACUUUUGAACCAAUUUUUUUUAAUAAAAUAUUAAAGAUUUUCAUGAGUUUUCGUUAAGGGGGGUCUCUUGGGAAAAUUGUUAGAAUUUACAUAAUUUUUAAUGAUGUAAAUUUCGGGGUUUUUCUUAAACAUGGUUUUCCGAUGUAGGUUACAUUUGAAGCGUAAUUAUUGAAGUGUAAGAAAAUCACUUUUCGCCAUCUUAGGUGCGACGCCAUCUUGUGAUUUUCCGACUUUUCCAUAGAACUGCCCUAAAACACAAAGGUAGGUUUUUCUCAGGAUCUACUGGAUGGAUUUUGAUUGGGUAAAAAGCAAAUGAAAGAGGAAAUACCAAUGCAGAUUUUGAUGUAGCGGAAUUUUGAAUUUCCUUUCUGGGGCUGAGAAAAGUGGAAAAACGUCAAAAAUAUCAGAAAAAAGUCACAUUUUUCCACUUUUCUCAGCCCCAGAGUGGAAAUUCAAAAUUCUGGUACAUCAAAAUCUGCAUUGGUAUUUCCUCUUUCAUUUGCUUUUUACCCCAUCAAAAUCCAUCCAGUAGAUCCUGAGAAAAACCUACCUUUGUGUUUUGAGGAAAAUCUCAAGAUGGCGUCGCAUCUAAGAUGGCGGAAAGUGAUUUUCUUACUCUUCAAUAAUUGGGCUUCAAAUGUAACCAAUAUUGAAAAACCAAGUUUAAGAAAAACCCCAAGAAAAAUAAAAAUAUUUAAUUUCACCAGCUCUCACAAGAGACCCCCCUUAAAUACCGAAGAAUAAAAGGAGUUUAUUCAUUAUUCUGUGGGAAACCCCCUCCUAAAAAAAAAACAAUUGGAAAACGUGUAAUAUUGCAUAGGAUCAAUGAAGAAUUAUAAAUCGCCACAGACAUCCCAUUUUACAAAGAAGUCAGCUUGGAAAAAAGCAAAUAUUUGUCCAAAAUUAUACACAAUGACGUCACUAUGUGUGUUUUUUUGACUGUAAUUCUCUUUUUACCUCUCAAUGCAUAAAGCACGGAAUUAUUCAUUUAUCGACAUAAAAUUAGUCGUGAAUGUUUCAUUCAUUAAAAAACAUUUAAAAAUACUCAGUGGUGACGUCAUCGUUAGCGUUUUUGAGCAAAUCUUUUUUUUUUGGAUUUCCCAGCUGAUCAUUAAUGAAAUAGGAAUUCUCAUUGGCAAAUUCAUAUUCUUUUCUGAUUCUCUACAGGAAAAUGCUUUGAUUCCCAAUUGUAUGCUCGAAUGUAAGUUUAGCUCACAUAAAAUGAAUAAACUCCUUUGGAGUACAAGUUUUUUGUUUAGAAACUCAUAUUUAAUGGAUUUUUUUUACGAUUUUUAUCAUUAUUUCUGUGUAAUUUCCUUAAAAAUAAAAUAAAACAGAAAUAGUCCAGAAAAAAAAAUCUCAAAUCCAUCUAAAUCAGUUCAGAGUGAUUACUGAAACUUCCUCAGUUUCUUCUACACUUAUUUUUUCACAAUUUUAUUUUCUCUUCCCAACAAACACAGAGAAAGUUAUAUAUGUAUUCAUUUAUUAUUAUUUUUAAUCUUAUUUAACAAUUAGGUUUAUUUUUUAUUUUAUGCAGAGUAAUAUCAUUUUGUUUUUUUAUCUUUUCCUUAAAAUUGAGUACAAUACUCUCUCUCUCUCUCUUUCUCUCUAUAAAAUCGUAUAAUAUGAGAUUUCCAUCCGUUAAAAAAAAAACAAAA
Molecule: messenger RNA, 5499 nt
Organism: Lutzomyia longipalpis
Lineage: Eukaryota; Metazoa; Arthropoda; Insecta; Diptera; Psychodidae
Product: proteoglycan 4-like
Exons: 3
Coding region: 439-1743 (434 amino acids)
Molecular function (GO): actin binding
Source: RefSeq, a predicted model, not a curated record